Molecule: messenger RNA, 1189 nt
Organism: Oryza brachyantha (malo sina)
Lineage: Eukaryota; Viridiplantae; Streptophyta; Magnoliopsida; Poales; Poaceae
Product: anthranilate O-methyltransferase 3-like
Exons: 5
Coding region: 2-1189 (395 amino acids)
Biological process (GO): methylation
Molecular function (GO): S-adenosylmethionine-dependent methyltransferase activity
Source: RefSeq, a predicted model, not a curated record
CAUGGCAUCCAACUCCAAACAGAGUUUACAUAUGAAUCCAGGACAAGGGGAAACAAGCUAUGCCCAGAACUCAGUAAUUCAGAAAACAGCGCAAGAGAGGAUGAAGACUCUGAUAGAGGAGGCCAUGACAGGCCUAUACAACACAGCAACGAGCAGCAGCCCUCUUCAUCAGAAGGAGCUGGUGAUCGCAGACCUGGGCUGCUCCUCCGGACCAAACGCGCUCACGCUCGUCUCCGCCGCUGUCGACGCCGUCGUCGUCCACCGUCGUCACUGCGCCGGCGUGCAGCAGCUGCCACCGCCGGAGCUGUGCGUGUUCCUCAACGACCUGCCUGACAACGACUUCAACACCGUGGCGAAGAGCUUGGCCGCGCUGAAGCAGAGCGCUCGUCCUGCCGCCAUGGUCACCGCCGGCAUGAUACCUGGCUCCUUCUACGAUCGGCUGUUCCCUCGUGCGUCGCUGCAUCUGGUUUGCUCGGCGAACAGCCUGCAUUGGUUAUCCACGGUCCCGGAAGAGCUCUCAAGCGGUGCCCAUCUGAACAAAGGGAACAUCUACGUCGGGAAGACGACGCCCCCAGCCGUCGUCAGAUUGUUCAGGAAAAAGUUCAGAGAGGACUUGUCGCUGUUCCUCGCGCUACGAGCACAAGAACUUGUUAGCGGCGGCCGCAUGGUGCUCACGUUCCUCGGCCGGAAGAGCGCAGAAAUGCUGUCGCACGGCGACGUGGGCAGCAUGUGGGAGCUGCUGGCCCAGGCUCUCGCAAUUUUGGUCCAAAAGGGCCGCGUGAAGGGGCGGGACCUGACCGCCUUCAACCUGCCGUUCUACGCGCCAUCCGUGGAGGAGGUGACGGAGCUGGUGGAGGAGAGCGGCCUCUUCGACGUCGACCACACCGGCGUCUUCGAGUCCACCUGGGACCCGCACGACGACUCCGCCGCCGGCGACGACGACGAGGUGGCCGACUGCGCCCGCAGCGCCGAGAACGUCGCCUACUGCAGCAUCAGGGCCGUGGUCGAGCCCCUCAUCGCCGGCCACUUCGGCGAGGGCAUCGUCGACGAGCUCUUCGAGGUGUAUGGCACCGUCGUCGCCGAGCAUCUCUCGAAAGGGAGGGCCAUGUACCCUGUCAUAGAUGUCUCCUUGAAGUUGAAGGGAAGGCUCUCAUCCAGAAUACAACACUCGGAUAGUCGAACUCUUUGA